GCAAAAUUAUACAGCGCUUCUUUACUUUACCGUGAGCAAUAUAAUUGCACUUAACUGUAUUUGCGUGCUAUUUUAAGCUUAACAUCUUAGAUAACGCGCACAAUCAUGUAGCGCUUCUCGAAUGCCAUACAACAUGGAAAGCGAAAGAAGAGGAAACGAUUUGUUUGAUUCGGACAUUAACACAAUAUUUGAAGCAAUUCUUGAAAAUGAUUUGGAUGUUGUUAAACAUGGAAUUAGUAAAGGCUUUACAGCUGUUACCAAAUGUCCCGAAACAAGCGAUAUGGCCUUACAUUUUGCUUGUUUGAACAGCAAACUACAAGUGUUGGAAUUAUUGAAACCAACGCUGAGGGAAGGAGACAUAAAUACAGUGAAUGUAGAAGAGGAUGACACAAUAUGUGGAACAGCUCUACAUAUGUGUAUGGACGGACAAGUAGAUACAGAAGUUGUAAAACUUCUUCUUGAAUGGGGAGCGGAUCCCAACGCCAGGGAUAAGAAGGGAUCGACAGUGCUUCAUGAGCUUAUUUACAGGGCGUGGGAAGAUUUUGACGAAGGAUUUAAGUUUGAAAAUAUGAUGUGGGAAGACAGCGACAACACAGAAGAAGAAAGUGUUGAAAAUAUUGACAUAACUCCCAAUGAACUAAUUCCUUCGAUGGGACCUGACUCCAGUGAAAUUCGAGAACAGUCAGACAGGGGAACAGACAUUGGAAACACGAAGGAACGUGUGAUUUACGAUAGACAGUACAUUGGAAAGAAACAAGAAUACGGUAUAAAUCUUAAGUGGGACAUGGAAAAUUCAGACGUAGUUGAUGAAUUAGGUACCAGUUACUUUGAAAAAUUAAAGUUGCUUCAUCAAUACGGUGCCGACAUGAAUUUAGCUCAUUCCGGAACAAAGAUGACACCAAUCCACUUUUGGUUCCAAAGUUUUAACUGGUCAAUGUCAGAAUACAUGGGGAAAUCAAUCCCUCAGUGGUGUAUUCAUUUCUUCGAAGCAAUGAUUGAGAGCGGAGCCAACGUAAAUAUAAAAAACGACCGAGGACAAACAGGACUUGUGUAUUUAACCCAGCGACACUACAAGCCCGACGAUGCCAUUUUCAGAACAACAUACCAUGACUUUGUUCGUCGAGUUUUGACUGAAUGUAAUAGUUAUGAGAAUAGAGAUGCUCUUUAUGAUCGAAUCCUGUUGCAUGAAUCCGUCGAGCACAGCAAUAUAAUACUUCUCGAAGAACUGGUUAAACAUCACAGCCAUGUCAACAUUGCUGACAAAUUUGGAAUGACUCCGUUGCAUUUAAGUACACAUAAUCUGACCACAGACGAACGUUCAUUUGUAAAGGAAAUGGUCAUAUGUCUCAAAGAACAUGGUGGCGACAUCAACAUUGUUGACAGUCAUGGCGCUACACCUUUACACCAUGCUGUAUCUCUUCGUAACCACACGGCCAUUGAAGUCCUUGUCUCGUUUGGGGCGUUGCUUGAUAUAAAAGACACAAAUGGCCUGACCUCCAAAGAUCUUGCAAAAAUAAUUGAUGACGAGGAGACUUUGAAAUUACUUGGAGCGUCGCAUUGUGAUGAAUAUACUGCCAGUGAGUCAGGGGUGUCUGACAUUCGAUUCGGCUUGUUUUACCCUAUGUGUUGUCACAGGAAGUAUGACGAGAAAACAAAAGAUGCCCAAAAGGAUUCUAAAACUGAUCCGGAUCAAGUUGUAGACAGAAACCUUGAUUCCUGGUUAAACCAAUUCCCCGUAUGUGUACACAAUAGAAGGACUGUGUUACAGAAUUGUAUAGCAAGUCUAGAGCAAAAUACCCAGCAAGCAAAGCUAUCCGAAGUUGAUGCGAAAAUUAUGCGUCAGGAAAUGUACCAAUUAGCAGAAAUGGCUACAAAGGCAAUUGCUAAAAUGAAUCCAUUGUUCGAAUGCAAAGCAUUAUUUGGCGGCAGUACAGCUGAAGGAACAAAAAUAGGCAGCUGUGAUGAAUUUGAUUUAGUAUUUGACUUAUUCAAGCUACGGCAAUAUCUCCAUUUGGAAGAAAAGACUGACGAAAACUUGUCAGGCUUUGUAAAUUUAAAGGUUACUGACCUGGAGACAUUUACAACUAACGGCAUAGAGGAACUGGUCGAUGAAAAUGGGUACCUGAAACGUACGGAAACAAGCAAUCUUUUUCAUAAAUAUUUGGAAAAGUCCUUAAAUGAGAAACGCAUAUGGUCAAACACUUGUUAUUGCUCCUUUUGGGGUACAACAAAUUCCCAAGGAGAAUGUUUUAAUAUUGGACAGCUAAAUUUGUUCUGGUAUGGGCCUUUUCUGAAACGACAAGACGUCAGUGUUGAUAUAGCACCUGUCUUUAGAGUUGCUGACUGGCUGCCUUCACAUUGGAAUGAUAACUCUACAGUUGUGGAUACAGAAACAGCCCGAUCGAUCGGAUGCUACUUAAUGAUGAAAGAUGCAAAGCGGUACAUAGAAAAUAAAACGAAUUCUGAUGGUGACAUUGAAGGCAUGACUGUGGUCACAAACGACGAAAAUCUGUUGUUUAAAGUCUCAAUCUCUCAAGUGGAGCAUGCGACAAUGAAGUAUUUGCCAUCGUCAGCAAAACUAGGAUAUAAGAUAGCAAAAAGUUUGCAACUGCUUUGUCCUAUUAUUUUGUUCAACACUGCAAUGGAUUUUGGUCUAAGCGAUGAAACUCAAGAUAAAUUCAUUGUACAGAAUGGUAAAAUGUACAGCAGGUUCCUCGUCACGGAGAUUCUUACUAGUUACACCAUAAAAACCGGAUUGUUUCAUGAGCUAGAAUCGCGUGGAGUUUCAAUGAACUUUUCACCGGAAGAAGUGCAUUCUGAAGAUUGGAACAGGUCUGUGCUUUCCUGCGACAUGUUUGACCAGAGAGUUCCAAAGUACGAGGAACUAUCAGAAGCAAAAGCUUGGGCUCUUAAUAUCUACAAAAGAAUAAAUGCAAUUGUUGCAGAGAAGAAAUAUCUUCCGGAAUACUUUCUACGUGACAUGGAGGCAACAAAACUGCCUGGACGAUCGGAUGAGUUUGUCGAUGUCAUAUCGGCUUAUUUAAAGUGCCUUAUAUAUUUUCUGGAGCAUUUUGAGACACCGGGUGACCUAGCUGAAAUGACCAGAGUCCUUGUUUGAGUUUCCAAUUCGCAGGACAGUUUACAAAGGCCAAACAACAGUAUGAUCGCUUAUGGAUAAGAAUGCAUCUAAAUUGCACCUGGUUUUACUACCAAAUACAUUCACAGUGCUUUAGUCGUAUCACUUUACGUGUUCUUACAUGUCUGUAUUUUGUUUCGUUUCAUCUUUAAAAUUCGGUAAACACUGUUACAAGAUGUAGUUAAUUACAACAUGUUUUUGACAUUUGUCUACAAUUGUUACAUUUCUGCGUUCCUCUCUUGUAUAAUUCUGCUAAUAAAAAUGU
Molecule: messenger RNA, 3401 nt
Organism: Mya arenaria
Lineage: Eukaryota; Metazoa; Mollusca; Bivalvia; Myida; Myidae
Exons: 1
Coding region: 122-3118 (998 amino acids)
Molecular function (GO): protein binding
Source: RefSeq, a predicted model, not a curated record